Messenger RNA from Rotaria sordida, 864 nucleotides. The record is from the annotation of a GenBank genome assembly. NCBI's taxonomy places the organism in Eukaryota, Metazoa, Rotifera, Eurotatoria, Philodinida, Philodinidae.
AUGUCAUCACCUAAUGUGGAUGGAACACCUGAAAUUUCAUUUUUGAUUAGCAAUAAAGGUAAACGUUUGUUGGUUAUUAAUGGAUUUGUAUAUCAACAAAACAAAUCAACUGCGAAAGUAAAUUACUGGGUUUGUGAAGAAAAACUUUGCAAUGCAGGUGUACAUCUCACUUCGAAUGAUUUGUUUCUCAAGUACACGCAAAAUGCUCAUACUCAUUUGCCUAAACCUGAACGAUUGGUAAUUCGCAAGAUGAUGACAAAAGUCAAAACUCGAGUUGAUCGAGAAACAACAGCUAUUGGACAAAUUUAUACUGAAGAGCUAGUGAAAGCUAAUCUUUCUCGAACAGCUCUUGCUAUUGCUCCAACAGCUCGUGAAGCUAAUCAUGGUCUUAAUGUUCUUCGACGACGAACCACACCUGUUCUUCCAACUUCUGUGGAUUUCAAUAUUCCAUCACGUUAUCAAAAAACAACUGAUGGAGAAAGAUCUUUACUUGCUGAUAGAAUUCAGCCUGGUGGUGAAAAAGUAGAAAAAAGAUUAAUUAUCUUUUCAACCGAUGAACAACUUCGUCUUCUCUUUACAUCACCCCAUAUCAUGAUGGAUGGAACAUUUGACAGUUGUCCACCUUAUUUUGAACAAGUUUUUUCAAUACAUGGAAUAAAAAAUAAGCAAAGUUUUGUUUGUGUUUUUGCUGUCCUUUGUGGUCGGUCCACAGUGAUUUAUAAAGAAUUAAUUUCAGUUCUUCAUCAACAUGCUCGUCGACUUGAUCUUCAAUUUCGUCCAACAAAUAUUACAACGGAUUUUGAACCAGCUCUUAUUAAGACAGUGGCCGAUGAAGUAAGUUCACUUUUUGUUUCUUUGGAUUAA